GCCUACCUGAUCAACCAUCGUGUCUAUAAUUCUCAGCAUAAAUGGAACCAGCCUCAUCGAGAUAUGACGCGUAUUGAAAAAGGCAUCGCAAAGAGUUUUAGUUGCAACUUUUGCCAAAGAAAGUUUGCUCGAAAUGAGCAUCUCCAACGCCAUGUCAGGACUCACACCAAAGAGAAGCCGUUUGCCUGUCCGUGUGGGCAUACAUUUACACGAUUAGAUCUCCUGAAGCGACACAAUCGAAUUUCACAUGGUGGGCAACCUCUAUCAGAGCAAGCGGAUGAGACAAUACCAGAAAGACAUGAAGUUGUUUCACAUUCGACUCCUUCCUCGGAAGAGUAUUCGGGACCUGUACAACACCCUCAGGCUGGUUUUGAUCACGAAUCUGAACGCUCUCCACGGGAUACUUCGGCUCAGAUCAGCGCUAGACGUUAUGGCAAUUGCACCUCGGUGUGUGCCUCAGCCGUUGAUGUUGCACAAUCAGUUGCUCGUUUGUCUCCUACAGAUGACUCUGUGGACACAUCGAUGCGUCAAAUUCAACAAUAUGGCCAUCUCAAUCCCCUACAGGAUUUUGCAGACUUUGUCGACAGUAUAGGCCUAACCCUGGAUUCUGAUGGCUCGAACAUAUUCAAUUUCCCUUUCACGGUGGAGGAAUUGGCAGGCGUGAAUAAUCAUAUUAUCAACACCAACAACCUUGAUUUUACAACAACUGAAAGUCACGCGCAAGGGGUUGUAUCCAUGCCACAGUUGAGCCCAAAUCAUAUCCUUUCUAGAGACCGUGCUUUUCUGGCAGUUGGGGCUUCUCAUCCAGAGGUGAUCAAUAACCCUGCCUCACGGCAGCUGUCUUGGACGAUAUCUGAGGAUCGAAGAGAAAGCCUCAAACAUUUGCUAGAGCCUUUCGAAAGCAUCUUGACCGGGUUCGCUUUGCCGUCGCAUUAUACGCUCUCAAGAUACUACAAAAGCUUCGUGGACCAGUUCCAUAAACACUACCCUCUCGUACAUAUACCAACACUACGUGUUGACUAUACACCUCCAGAGCUGGCUCUUAUCAUUGCUGCUAUCGGUGCGCAGUAUCGAUUCGAAUCCAGGAAUGGCCUGGCGCUUUACAAGGCCUCGAAGGCGAUCGCUCUUGAGAAGAUUAGGAAGCAAGAUUUAGCGGGCGAUUGCCAUACUUCGCCCCUUUCUCCUAUGCCUCCAACACUCGCAGAUGGCCCUGACUUGACUAGCCAGCAACAGCGUAUCGAUAUGAUUCGAACCUUGGUCAUGUUGAUCGCAUUUUCAUCCUGGGAUUGGAAGUCGGAGCUUUUGCGUGAUGCCUUUGGUUUGCAAAGUAUUCUUGCUCGUUGCUUGCGUGAGGACGGUAUGCACGAAGACCUUUCUGCAAGCGAUCAGAACUGGUACGACUGGAUUUUGAUCGAGGGAGCUCGGCGCGUCAAGAUGAUAGCUUUCGCUUACCUCAAUGUACAAACGGUGGCAUACAACCUCCCGCCUGUGAUGCUCAACAAUGAAGUUGAACUUCAGAUGCCCUGCUCGACUGCAGAGUGGGACGCCCCUGAUGCCAUAGAGUGGCAGCUGACUCGGGCUCGUUCCAGGCACCCUGAUCUAGGUUUUCAGGACGCACUUCAUGCGUUCUUGAGUCGAACCCAGGUCUCUGAAGUGCAGAGUCUACUGUCUCGCUUGUCACCUUUGGCAAAUUUUAUUCUUUUGCAGGCGCUCAUACAAAGGACGUGUCUUCUUCGGCAGCUGAGCAUCACCGCAGGAGCUGCUCUUCGCAAAGAUGACUUGGAUGAGAUGGAAGAUGCAUUGCGGAGAUGGAAGAAUGUGUGGCAACGAGCACCUGGCUCGACUCUCGACCCUCAAAAUCCCGAUGGACCGCUGCCCUUCACCUCAGUGGCGUUCUUCACGCUAGCUUCUGUCCGCUUGCAUCUGGAUCUUGGCUCAUAUAGACGACUCGAUACUCGUGAUCCGGCUCAGAUUGCUACAGCACUGAUUGGUGUUCCAGCUCUGAAGCGCGGCCCUCAUUUGACUACUGCGUUGCUGCACGUCACGCAUGCGCUCAGUUUACCGGUCAAUAUGGGUGUCCAAUACGUCUCGCGCAGCCAAAUGUUCUUCUGGAGCUGUCAGCAUUCCCUCUGUGGACUAGAAAGUGCAGUGUUCUUGUCCAAAUGGCUGCAAACUGUGGCGGAAACUCUUGGCAAAGAGCCAUUAACAGCCCACGAAAUCAUCAUCCUGGAUUGGGUGCGUGCCUUGGUAGAAGAGACCCGCGAAUCAGUUGAUUUGGAGGAACUAGGAGUCAGGUCAAACCUGGAGAUUUCUGCUUUACAACCCUCUCAACUCUGCACGAUAGUGCUAAGGAUUUGGGCUCGAGUGUUUGGUGGAAACACGAUGUGGGCUAUCAUCAGUCAAAUUGGAUCUGCUCUCGAGCAGUUGGCGGAAAGGAUCGAAAGAGAAAAUAUGAGACUAGCCCAAUAGAAAUCGUGACAUGCUGAACACGCGGAAGUGAAUGCGCUUGGUCAAUCUACUGGUGUUGAAAUGUAAUAUACUAUAAGGAAAGCAUGAAAGUCGGGUUGAAUUUGGAG
This is a messenger RNA of Aureobasidium pullulans EXF-150, 2576 nucleotides long. RefSeq lists its product as uncharacterized. Gene Ontology annotation, biological process: DNA-templated transcription; regulation of transcription by RNA polymerase II. NCBI's taxonomy places the organism in Eukaryota, Fungi, Ascomycota, Dothideomycetes, Dothideales, Saccotheciaceae. The record is from RefSeq and is a predicted model, not a curated record. The transcript has 6 exons. Gene Ontology annotation, cellular component: chromatin. The coding region runs from base 64 to 2469 and encodes 801 amino acids. Gene Ontology annotation, molecular function: RNA polymerase II cis-regulatory region sequence-specific DNA binding; DNA-binding transcription factor activity, RNA polymerase II-specific; zinc ion binding.